Molecule: messenger RNA, 1104 nt
Organism: Daphnia pulicaria
Lineage: Eukaryota; Metazoa; Arthropoda; Branchiopoda; Diplostraca; Daphniidae
Exons: 4
Coding region: 391-1104 (237 amino acids)
Source: RefSeq, a predicted model, not a curated record
AUAAUACAGCGUUUUAUAUUGAAGAUGGCAUACUCUGGUGACAGUGAUGAACCACAAGAUGAUUCGUUUUCAUCUGACGAAGAAACAUUUCAGGUUGGAAGAAUUCAGCAAUUCUGGAAGGGAACGUACAAUGAAAUUUUGCCUGAAGUUGGUAGUCAUCCACUUGGAGGUAACUCAUCGAGUGAAGUGAAGUUUUUCAUUGUUACCACAGUGGAAUGUGGAGAAGACCGCAUAGAGCGACAAGUGCACAGUAUUAUCCCAACUGGAUGGAUUUCGAGCAACAUGGAAUAUCUACUUUAUCCUCAACCCAGAUUCACAGUUGGGGGUAAAAGUCCGAUUGACUGGGGAGAGAAGACAUUCAGAAGAUUCUAAAUACCAUUCGAGUCGUGGAUGGAAUAUGAUAUUCAUGCCAUUUCAAACCAAACCAAGGCUGUUAAAUUUACGAAAGCAAUAAAGGCCGCCAAAGCUGCAGCUAAUGGUCAACCCAUACUGUCAGACGCUUUUAUUUCCGACACUGAUCGUAUUUUGGGCAGAGGAUUAAGGAAGGCAGCUCAAAAGCGUCCAUGGGAAGAGAAGGUUUCCGGAAAAGGCAAGGAGAGAAGAACGAAUAAUAAUUCUCUAAUAGAGACACCAUCGUCCAGCUCCAACCUCAAUCCAGCUGUUUCCAUCAGGACUCAAAGCUUAAGAUCUUGUCAGUCGAACACCCCGUUUGAUUUCGAAAAUUUCCCAACGAACUUAAAUGUUGGAGCUUGUGUGGGCAACAUCACCACCAACUCUGAGUUGGUUUCAUUGAACAACUCAUCCAUGCCAGUUCCGAAUGCAGCUGUACCGGCGCCCCAUGGUAGCAGUGGUGGCGGCAGCAGUAUUAUUCGUCCGUCCGUUAUUCCUAGUCCACAACCGCAUGAUGUUGGCACAAGAACUGAAGCAGCAUUAUGUGGAGCUAUUAACAAAGCAAGUGGAAUGGUCAACAAUGGAGCACCUUUACCGUCUACAAGCCACGUACAAGAUGAAGAAGAGCAGAAUCGGAAUAAUAAUUAUAUUCAGGGUUCCAACGGGUUCCAACUGGUUCCAACACAGCUCUCUCGGACAAAACAAUUGCAAUAA